AUGAGGUUCACCGCUCUCCGCCUCACCGCCCUAGGCUUCAUCGGCUUCGCCAUGAGCCAAGGCAGCGAGACAACCCUAACAACAAGGCCAUGCAACAACCCCAAGUACUGCACCACAGUACGCACUCCACCAGCCCGCUCCAACGCCUACACCUCCAAGGAGACCACCGACUCUACUGAGCUCACCCGCACCAUCACCGCGCACCGCCGCCAGCUCACCGUAGUCGAGUCCCACACCCGAGCCAGCGUCCACACCUCCAAGUCCAUCAAGACGCACAAGCCUCCCAAGCCUUCCAAGACCAAGACCUCGGGUGACUCUGAAAUCCCUAAGCCCUCUGAAGGUCUCUCGGACUCCGUCCGCCCGACUCGCGUCUCUGUUACUGCUCAGCGUCGCCAGGCACUGCCAACUACUGCGACUUGCACUGAGAUCACCGAGUGGGACUCCAAGACCUAUGCGACUGCGAUUUCUACGCAUAUUCAGUGCGGACCGGAUAAGUCUAAGCCUACUUGCUCUACCUCGUACGAAUGUGGAUGCCACUCUUCUGCUUUUACGCGGGAUGAUAAUCCUGAUAUACACUUUUGCUGGCCCAUGGCGACUAGCACUAUCUUCCCUCCGGACUAUGGUGGUGGACGGUCUCAGCGUUGGGUCGCGAGGCAAGCCAGGGCUACUCAUGCGCCUCGGGCUGCGUCCCAAGAUCUGGGUGGGCGGUCUCAGCGUCUUGUUGCGAGGCAGGCGGCACCGACAUCGACUUGUUCUCCGGGCCAUGUGGGAAGCGACUGCAGCACUGUUGUCUCACCGCCUAAACCUACGAAGUCUUGUCCUCCGGGUUGGGUUGGUCCUGACUGUCCUUUCGCAAGUCAUGUUUCGAGUACGCCGACGGUUACGGCUACCAACGAUGUUUACGCUCGUCAAGAGGCUGGAGCGGGUGGUAAGCCAGUCUACGUUGUCACGGUCACCCAUGUCAAGCGUGUGACUGCCCGUCAAGAGGCUGGACCGACUGAUCUGGUCGAGGUCGUGACGAACACGAACACUAAAGAAGCUGGACCUGUUCACCCGAUCGUUGUCAUUACGGUUACCAAGACCCACGAUAUCAACGAACGUCAAGAGGAUGAGCCGACUGACCCAGUCUACGUCGUCACGGUCACUGAUACUAUCGCUACCACCGCCCAUCAAGAAGCUGAACCGACAGAUCCAAUCUACGUCGUCACGGUCACCGAUACCAACACUACCAACCCAACUCAAGAAGCUGAGCCGACUGACCCAGUCUACGUAGUCACCGUCACCGAUACUAUCGCUACCACCGCCCGUGAAGAACCUGAACCAAUCGCUGAACCAACAAACCCAGUCUACGUCGUCACCGUCACCGACACCAACGAUGUCAACGCACGUCGCGUGCCUGACGAGAUUUCUGCUUCCAUCGAGCCAAAGAUGACGGCAGCCGAUUAUGGUUGCCCGCCGGGUACCUGCGGACCUGCUUGUCGUUCUGGUCACUACUGCAAUAAAUUGUUUGGUCGUGUGGCUGCUGGGGAGGAUGGUGUUUCGAAGGAGCCGUUGGCUUCGGAGGAACCUGUGCCUACGAGGGGGGGUUAG
Messenger RNA from Alternaria metachromatica, 1590 nucleotides. RefSeq lists its product as uncharacterized. NCBI's taxonomy places the organism in Eukaryota, Fungi, Ascomycota, Dothideomycetes, Pleosporales, Pleosporaceae. The record is from RefSeq and is a predicted model, not a curated record. The transcript has a single exon. The coding region runs from base 1 to 1590 and encodes 529 amino acids.